UUUCCACAAAUAUGGCCGACAAUGAUGGCUGAUCCUCUUCGUCGACCUGACCAAGUGUCUCCUAAGUCGAGCCCCCGGGACAGGGGCUCGAGGUCCCCAGCCUACCCUAGACAAGACUCAACAGGGACCCUCAAGACAACCAUAAGCCUGGGAAAAAUCCCUUCCGUUAUUCACACCGGACCCUUCUACUUGAUGAAAGAUGUUCCGGAACCUGCUGAGAUCACCGGCAGCACCAAUUUACUGUCACAGUAUGGGCUUGAGCACUCCUACAGCAAGUUCUGUGGCAAGAAAGUUAAAGAGGAACUCAGCGCAUUCCUCCCUCAUCUUCCAGGCAACAUCGACAGUCCCGGGAUGCAAGACAACAGUUCACUGCGGUCGUUGAUAGAGAAGCCGCCAAUCAUAGGCAAAGAGUUAUCUUCCCUUGCUGGGUCUGCUCUGACUGGGUUCCGGCUCCACCCAGGACCGCUUCCGGAGCAGUAUCAGCUGUUGAACCAGAUGACCCAGAAGAGGAAGCACAAGAGGAAGAAGAAGCACAAGGAAGGGGAGAAGGGGAGUGCACUCCAGGAAACUCAGACUGAAAAUGCAGCUGAUGCGGAAGCUAAGAAAGUGAAGAAACCAAGGAAGGAUGAAGACAACAGCAAGGACAAUAGCAAGAAGAAGGAGAAGAAGAAGAAGAAAAAGAAGAAAAGACACAGUCCAGAACAUCAACCUUCUGCAACACAGGGCAGUGAAGGAGCUUCAUGAAGCAUACCAUAGGAUGCAGAAUGUGGGCGGAGUCUCGCCACGUGACAUAGAAUGUGGGAGGAGUCUCGCCGUGACAUAGAAUGUGGGUAGAGUCUCGCCAUGUGACAUAGAAUGUGUGCGGAGUCUCACCAUGUGACAUAGAAUGUGAGCAGAGUCUCACCAUGUGACAUAGAAUGUGGGUAGUCUCGCCAUGUGACAUAGAAUGUGAGCGGAGUCUCACCAUGUGACAUAGAAUGUGAGCAGAGUCUCACCAUGUGACAUAGAAUGUGGGCGGAGUCUCACCAUGUGACAUAGAAUGUGGGUGGAGUUGUGGGACACAGAUCAUAGCAUGUGACAGAAUGUACGUGUCUCGUGGCCAUGUGCAGAUUCACAUAUGAGGAUGAAUGUUGGCGGAGUCUGAUAUUCCACAGGUGCAUUUUGAAAUUUUGUUGGAUGCUGAAUGCAACUGACAGAGUUGCCUCCCUCAAGUGUUGAUAGAAACUCAAAGCAAAAGGGUGCUGUGAAAGGGACCUUUUCCAGAUUUUACAACAGAAAAAGACACAGGCAGUUACUUUGCAGCAUCCUCUAUUAUCAAAUUUGUCAUGUCUCUAUUGUAUUAUGCCAAGUGGUUCAGGUGUUUGUUCGUCAUGGUAAUAGCCUGUUUGUAGAGCACUGACACAAGUACAAUGUGCUUGCCCACAUCUGGUGUCCCAUGACGUGGUACUACUCGAACACGGCAAAAGUGAUGCAAAAUUGUACUCUCCUUCAUUUCCCUCUAUAGCCUCAGUUUGGAAGUGAUGUCACAUCUCCUGUCUCUUACAAUGCCUUCUAAACCCAAAAUCUGUCGUAAUAGAACUGAGACAUAUACACUAGAUAUUUAAGGCUAUUUGGAAUGUGGACUUGUUUUACUGAAAUAAAAUGUCAUAGUGAUGUCAGUAUUCUGUAGUAUCUGUGGCUCCAAUAAUAGACGUGAAGGUCGAAACUUUGAGAAUUGAUUGCACAGAUUAGUCAGAAUACAGGGAUUUUCCUGGGCUAUUUUUCUGUUGUUAAUUAGUGGUCCAUUGGACUCCCAACUGUGUAACUGUAGUGGUGUGAGUGUGAAAACUAUGUCUCCCACACAAAUAGGGGCCUGAGAGAAAUAAUGAAAGUUUAAUAUCAUACUCAACCGCAGUUGACACAAGAUUGCUCAUGUUCAGAGUCUGUUAGUUGAAAAUAGAGAUCUCCAUCUAAAUACUUGUGUUAAAUCAUGAAACAGUCAACAGUUUUGCAGUUAUUAAAUGAUACGUGGAAAGUCAUUAUUUUGCAGGGAUGGGGGUGUUAGCUUGAGAUUUGGUGCUUCCCUGCACAAUUGGUUCUAAAUUAAAUGAAAAGGGAAAAUAUAUACAGGUAACCAACCCACCAGCAACAGAAUAUGGUCUCUGUCACACUACAGGGUUCGCUCAAGCUCAACACAUCGGUAGGGCAAUAUGUGGAUGGUGAGAACCAACCAGAAAUAUUAAUUUCACUUUAUAUUCAACUCCUACUGCAUCAGACAUGCAGUUUUCCUGUGUGAGCGUGAACCCUGUUGUGACUGAAUUGUUGUCUACCCAACAACAGUUGUUUCACAAAUUGUAAACACUAAAUAUGAUUAUUGUUUCGCUCAGGUAUUUAUGUGGGUUUUUAUACAAACCAGGAUGCAACAUUAAGUGAAUUUAUUAAUAUACCCUACUUAAGAAAUGACUGUUCGUUGUGUAGGGCACCUGUCAUGGCAGGUUUAAGUUUUUAUAGCACCUCUAUUUGUUGUAUGUAUAUUUUGUACUGACGAAUUCUCUGUGUUUCAGAAAUAAAAGAUCUGAAAUAUG
Haliotis rubra (blacklip abalone) is the source of this 2564-nucleotide messenger RNA. Its product is annotated as mediator of RNA polymerase II transcription subunit 19-like. Gene Ontology annotation, biological process: positive regulation of transcription by RNA polymerase II. Bases 22 to 744 code for a protein of 240 amino acids. Gene Ontology annotation, cellular component: mediator complex. Gene Ontology annotation, molecular function: transcription factor binding; transcription coregulator activity. Lineage: Eukaryota; Metazoa; Mollusca; Gastropoda; Lepetellida; Haliotidae. The record is from RefSeq and is a predicted model, not a curated record. The transcript has 6 exons.